Molecule: messenger RNA, 319 nt
Organism: Staurois parvus
Lineage: Eukaryota; Metazoa; Chordata; Amphibia; Anura; Ranidae
Source: the annotation of a GenBank genome assembly
AUGGGGCCCCCGGGCAAUAGAGGAUCAUGGGGCCCCUGUGUCCUCGCCCACACUCAAACCACACCCAAAAAAGCCUAUGAAAGGUACCAGGGACAUCUCAUGGGGCCCCCUACUGACCCCGGGCCCUCGGGCAGUGCCCGAGUUCCCCAAUGGUCAGUCCGCCCCUGGAUAAAUAGGAAUUUGUUUUUUCUAUGACUGAACAAUUCAUGUGAAUAUUCACACAAUUCAUUGUGUGACGAUUCUCAGAUUUUUUUGUAAAUUAGUGUUCUUGUGUGGCAUGUUUUAAUCAUGCUCAUUUGAUUUUCUUGAGGUUAACCUG